AUGAUCCAGAUUGACUUCGAGACCUUUGCCGCCCAUGGCGGCUACAAGAAUACCAAGCUCAGUCUCGUGCCGACUCCGGCUCCUGGUGGUUCUGAUGGUGGUGGCGGUACUGGCGCGCCUGGUGCUCCCGCGGCUCCUCCUUCUCGUUCGCCGCCGCUACUGAAAGCCACUGCCGCUACCAAGCGAGGCGCUGCUCCCAGCGACGAGAACCUUCAUGAAGAAAUCGUCAUGCCGGCGUACGACCAUAAGGACAUGACGAACAAGGCGGUAGCGGAGUACAACAAGUACACCAUGGAGGGGGCCGAAGAUGAUGACGCCGAAGAAGAUAACGAGGUUGUCGAGGUUCCCGCGCCGAAGAAGAACACCCGAGGCACCAACACCAGCGACUACGGCCACUUUGCCAACCGAGGUCAGCUCUCGGAUGAUCAGCCCGGUCACAAGAAGCGAAAGGGUGGUAACAAAGAUGCUGCCGUCCAGCCCUCACCCUCGAAGAAGAGAAAGCUCAGUCUCGUCCCGACUCCGGCUCCUGGUGGUCGUGGUGAUCAGCCUGUCAGGGAAGAAGGAAAGUCUGCAGCAUCGAUCCUCACUUGA
Molecule: messenger RNA, 591 nt
Organism: Anthostomella pinea
Lineage: Eukaryota; Fungi; Ascomycota; Sordariomycetes; Xylariales; Xylariaceae
Source: the annotation of a GenBank genome assembly